Molecule: messenger RNA, 488 nt
Organism: Phyllotreta striolata
Lineage: Eukaryota; Metazoa; Arthropoda; Insecta; Coleoptera; Chrysomelidae
Source: the annotation of a GenBank genome assembly
CAAACUCUCAAGCGAUAGCACACGCAUAAGUUCAACCAGACAUCAACGAUGAAAUCCGCUCUCUUCCUGCUCUUCUGCGCCAUUUUAAACGUACACGCUUGGGUGGCAUUGAUCCCAAACAAUCUCAAUAAAGCCCCGCCAGGCGGCUGUUACGCCGACAAUAAUAACAUCGGCUACAUGGACAAAAACGAAGUCAAACGCAUACAGGGAAUGUGCGCUAUAGCCAAAUGCCAAGGCAGUUUCAUCGAAAUGGAAGGGUGCGGUUCCGUGUCCUUCGCGCCGCCCUGCAAGAAGCUACCCGGCGAUUUGCGGAAACCCUUCCCGCAUUGUUGCUACGAAAAAAUCUGUCCCGAAGAACCAGAAACCGAUAUCGACACCUUCGAAGUCGACAAUUUGCUCGGCACGGAUUGAACGCGUCACGCUCGACUCCAAGGGAUGAAUUAUUUUAAUCUAUACGUGUAACUUAUAAUUAUAUCGCCUUAAGUAUG